Messenger RNA from Ascochyta rabiei, 1653 nucleotides. RefSeq lists its product as uncharacterized. Gene Ontology annotation, molecular function: acyl-CoA dehydrogenase activity; flavin adenine dinucleotide binding. Bases 1 to 1653 code for a protein of 550 amino acids. The transcript is spliced from 2 exons. Lineage: Eukaryota; Fungi; Ascomycota; Dothideomycetes; Pleosporales; Didymellaceae. The record is from RefSeq and is a predicted model, not a curated record.
AUGUCACAACGCUUCACAGCCGCUGAUGUCGCGGCGCACAAGACUGCGAACGAUCUAUACAUCAUUGUGGACGAAGACGUCUACGACCUGACUAAAUUCGCAGAUGAGCACCCCGGAGGAAAAAAGAUUCUCACUCGUGUUGCCGGCAAAGACGCCUCGAAGCAGUUCUGGAAAUAUCACAACGAGAGCAUCCUCAAGAAGUACCAGAAGCAGCUACAAGUAGGGUCACUAGACACAAAAGCUGCACCUCCUACUCCUCCGGCAACACCACCUCCCCAGAAAAAGGAGAUCCUCAAGCCUGAGGCUGUCUCUGGCGCCAUUGCUCCCCAGCCAACUGAAGCAGCUGCCGAGGAGGCCGAGGCCUUUGACUCUUAUGGCGACCUUAUCCCAUACGCCGACCCAUCUUGGUAUCAGUCAUAUCACUCACCUUACUACAACGAGACACACGUCGCCCUCCGCGAGGAAGUGAGAGCAUGGGUGGAGGAGAAGAUCAUGCCCAACGUGACUGAGUGGGAUGAGGCGAAGAAGGUCCCCGAUGAGAUCUACAAAGAAAUGGGUGAUCGCGGCUAUCUUGCUGGUCUACUGGGCAUCCACUAUCCAACACAAUUCACGGAUAAGCGCGUAGCGAGUGUACCGCCUGAGAAAUGGGACCACUUCCACGAGAUGAUCCUCACGGAUGAGCUGUCUCGUACUGGUAGCGGUGGCUUGGUCUGGAACCUGAUCGGUGGCUAUGGCAUCGGCGGUCCACCUGUUUUCAAGUUUGCGAAGCCCGAGCUGAUCAAGCGCAUUGGCCCUGGGUUGCUCAGUGGUGACAAACGCAUUUGCCUUGCCAUCACCGAGCCUGAUGCCGGCAGCGACGUUGCAGGCCUGACGUGCGAAGCCAAGCUCUCUGAAGACGGAAAGCACUACAUCGUAAACGGCGAGAAGAAAUGGAUCACCAAUGGCAUCUGGUCCGACUACUUCACAACCGCCGUUCGCACAUCCGACAAGGGCAUGAACGGUGUGUCCGUUCUACUCAUCGAGCGCUCGGCUGGUGGGGUCUCGACUCGCCGAAUGGACUGUCAGGGUGUCUGGUCUUCAGGAACGACAUACAUAACUUUCGAGGACGUCAAAGUACCCGUCGAGAACCUCAUCGGUAAGGAGAACCAAGGGUUCAAGGUCGUCAUGACAAAUUUCAACCAUGAACGCAUCGGCAUCGUUAUCCAAUCCGUUCGCUUCGCGCGCGUAUGCUACGAGGAGAGCGUCAAAUACGCACACAAACGCAAGACUUUUGGCAAGAAGCUCAUUGACCACCCUGUCAUCCGCCUGAAGCUCGCACACAUGGCGCGCCAGAUCGAGGCCAGCUACAAUUGGCUCGAGAAUCUGGUCUAUCAGUGCCAAAACAUGGGCGAGACAGAAGCCAUGCUGAAGCUCGGUGGAGCUAUUGCGAGUUUGAAGGCACAGAGCACCACGACCUUUGAGUUUUGCGCAAGGGAAGCAAGUCAGAUCUUCGGCGGGUUGAGUUACAGUCGUGGCGGUCAGGGCGCAAAGGUCGAGAGGCUGUAUAGGGACGUUAGGGCAUAUGCUAUCCCGGGUGGAAGCGAGGAGAUUAUGCUUGAUCUGAGCAUUAGACAGGCGCUGAGGGUGCACAAAGUUCUGGGUAUGAAGUUGUAG